AUGGCUUCCAGAUCAGAGGAGGAUCUCUGCUGUCCGGUCUGUCAGGAGGUCUUCAGAGAUCCUGUUCUUCUGUCAUGUAGCCACAGCUUCUGUAAAGUCUGUCUGAAGAACUGGUGGAGACAGAAUCCAUUACACCAGUGUCCAGUUUGUAAGAGAAGAUCUUCAAGAGAUGAUCCACCUUUAAACUUGGUGCUGAGGAACCUGUGUGAGUCCUUCUUACAGGAGAGAGAUCAGAGAUCUCCAGAGGCUCUCUGCAGUCUGCACUCUGAGAAACUAAGACUCUUCUGUCUGGACCAUCAGCAGCCAGUGUGUCUCGUCUGCAGAGAUUCAGAAAAACACUCCAACCACAGAUUCAGACCCAUCGAUGAAGCUGCACCAGAUCUAAAGAAGAACCUUCAGGUAACUCUGGAGCCCUUAAAGGAGAAGUUAAAGGUUUAUGAAGAAGUUAAAGUGAAGUUUGAUGAAACAGAAAAACACAUCAAGGUCCAGGCCCGACACACAGAGAAGCAGAUUAAGGAGCAGUUCAAGAAGCUUCACCAUUUUCUAGCAGAGGAAGAGGAGGCCAGGAUGGCUGCACUGAGGGAGGAAGAGGAGCAGAAGAGUCAGAUGAUGAAGGAGAAGAUGGAGGCUCUGAGCAGAGAGAUAGCAGCUCUUUCAGACACAGUCAGAGCCACAGAGGAGGAGCUGAGAGCUGAAGACGUCUCAUUCCUCAACAACUACAAGGCUGCAGUGGAAAGAGUCCAGUGCUGCCCCCUACUGGAUGAUCCACAGCUGCCCUCAGGAGCUCUGAUAGACCAGGCCAAACAUCUGGGCAACCUGGCCUUCAACAUCUGGAACAACAUGAAGGACCUGGUCUCCUACACUUCUGUCACUCUGGAUCCAAACACUGCUCAUCCAACACUGAUCCUGUCUGAAGAUCUGACCAGUGUGAGACGAGGAGAUAAACAACAACUUCCUGAUAAUCCAGAGAGGUUUGAUUCUAACUGUUCUGUCCUGGGCUCUGAGAGCUUUAACUCAGGGACUCACAGCUGGGAUGUUAAGGUUGGAGAUAACACAAGGUGGUUUCUGGGUGUGUCAGCAGAGUCUGGCCAGAGGAAGAGACGCAUACGAUCUGGAUUGUGGGUAUUAAGGUUCAUUGGAGGUAAAUACUCAACAUGGUCACCAUCAGAUCCUCCCACUGUUCUCCCAGUAAAGGAGAAGUUCCAGAGGAUCAGAGUGAAUCUGGACUGGAACAGAGGAAAUCUGUCCUUCUCUGAUCUUGAUACUAACACACACAUACACACCUUCACACACACUUUCACUGAGAGGAUGUUUCCAUUCAUUGACACUGUGUAUAACUUCCCAGUGAAGAUUUUACCAGUGAAUCAGAUCAGUUAGAGAUAAACUGGAUGAUUAUAAAUGUUUAUUGGGCUGUAACAACUAAUCAGUAUCAGUGAUCAUAUAAAUGAGUCAGAAUGUCACUGGAACCAAUGAAAAGACAUUGAAUAUCUGGUGGUGGAAGUAGAUCAUUGUGUUUAGAGGUAAAAACCAUUUUAUAUUUAAGUCACACAUGUUGAAGCUGGAGAUGAUGAGUUUCUCUACAAAAGGACCUGAAGCAUCAGUUGAUGAGAGGAAACCACCAACAUCUCACAACUCAACUGGUUCUGAUCUGAA
Mugil cephalus (flathead mullet) is the source of this 1653-nucleotide messenger RNA. RefSeq names its product zinc-binding protein A33-like. The record is from RefSeq and is a predicted model, not a curated record. Gene Ontology annotation, molecular function: zinc ion binding; protein binding. The coding region runs from base 1 to 1377 and encodes 458 amino acids. NCBI's taxonomy places the organism in Eukaryota, Metazoa, Chordata, Actinopteri, Mugiliformes, Mugilidae. The transcript has a single exon.